This is a messenger RNA of Colletotrichum higginsianum IMI 349063, 1419 nucleotides long. RefSeq names its product C6 finger domain-containing protein. Gene Ontology annotation, biological process: regulation of DNA-templated transcription. Gene Ontology annotation, molecular function: zinc ion binding; DNA-binding transcription factor activity, RNA polymerase II-specific. The record is from RefSeq and is a predicted model, not a curated record. Lineage: Eukaryota; Fungi; Ascomycota; Sordariomycetes; Glomerellales; Glomerellaceae. The coding region runs from base 1 to 1419 and encodes 472 amino acids. The transcript has a single exon.
AUGUCGGCCCCGUCGAACUCGUCGUCACCCCUCAUAUCGACCCGGCGCCGCGCCUGCACUGCGUGUCAGCAGGCGAAGCGCCGAUGCGACCAACGCCUCCCGCGCUGUGGCCGGUGCACCCAAAAGGGGUUGGAGGACUGCAACUAUCCGUCCCUCGAGGCCGCCGUUGCAGCCGCUGACUUCAACUUCUUCACAGACGUCCUCAGCGGUUCCGCCGGCACCCCAACCGGCUCCCUCCACAAUAUCAUGCCCGUCCCCGUCGUGCCGGAGACGGAGACCCCGUGGUCCCUGUUCUAUGGAAACGCUGCCGCGCCGACGCCCUCCCCUUCCGUCAUGUCCCCGCCCGCCAGCGACUGCAUCUCAAGAGACGCCGUCUUUUACUGCAACGAGCAGUUCAGGUGCUUCCCGCGGCGUUGGGUGGGCCAGAACGGCGUCGCCCCCUUCAUCCACCCGGCCCUUUACCUACCCACCACAAACGGCGCCGACGGUCUGCCCCCCGUCCUACAGGACUGCUUCUGCGCGUGUGCCGCGUACGCGGCCAAGAACGACGAAAACUCGGCCCUCGUCCUCGGCGUCGUCGAGGCCAAGGCCACGGCCCUACUCUACGUACCCGAACAGGCAACUUGGACCCUCCCGCAGCAGGUCGCCGCCCUACAGGCGCUGGUCAUGUACCAGAUCAUGCGGUGGUUCGACGGCGACAUCCGCCAGCGCGUGCUCGCCGAUUCGGUCGAGCCCGUGCUAGCGGCGUGGACGUCGGCCCUGCAAUCCCGCGUCGGAGCAGCCGUUUUCGCCGAAGAGGCCGUGCCCCCCUCCGUCAUCCCGGAAGUGAUAGCGCACGUUCCGCCGCCGCAACAAUCCUCGUCGGCCACGUCAUCUUACCCACAGCAUCAGCAGCAGCAGCAGCAACACGACCUCUCGCCGGAUAAUUCGCGCUCCAACACUCCCGGAGGAGGAGGAGGAGGAGGAGGAGGAAGCCGUCUGGCGAAGGAGGAGCUGAAGGCGGCGUGGCGCCGGUGGCUGAUGGCCGAGUCAAUACGCCGCGUGCUCAUCAUGGCACACCUUGUCCGCGCGGUAUACGCCACGGCGAAGCAGGGCGGCGCGUACGGCAAGCUCGGGGGCUCGGGAUCCGGCGGCGGCAGUGGGGGGCAUCCGCAUCCUCACCUCCACCACCAUAUCAUGGGGCUCUCGGACAUGGGGUUCACGGCGCAGGCACGGCUGUGGGCCGCCACGACAGCGGAGCGCUGGAGCCGGUCGCGCGAGGGUGACACGGCGUGGUGGGUCAGCCGAAUGGACUUUUCGGGCCUGCUCGCUCUCGCGGACCCGCGUGAGGUGGAUGAGUUCACUAUCAUGCUUGGCGUCGUGUUCCGGGGCAAGGACGUCGUCGAGGACUGGAUCACGCAUGGGCCCGGUGGCAUGUGA